AUGGUGGCAUACAGCAGAAAGCUGUGGCGGUGGACCCAUCGUUACUUUUAAAACUAUCAUAAUGAUUUUUUUUAAAGGUUGCCUUUCUACAUCUAUAACGUUAGGUUUAUUAUUUAAAAAAUGGACAAUCGGUUAUUGUCAGGAUAGAUUCCUACUUUUUUCCUUUGAAGGCGGAUACAUGGAAUUGUGGCAAACGCAAGAAUGCUGAAGAUCCACGGAUUGGCUUUUAGUGUCGGUUUAGAUAAAGGAAGCGUUUUUCCAUAAUACAAAUUGUACAGCAACAAAUAUACUGUGAGUUGGAUUCUGGAUUCUUCGAGCCGCGCCUUGAUAACACGUUUUUUUGUUGGGACCGGUGGCAGCCUUCUGGUAUCGGUCUGGGGACAGAAGAAACCCCGAGGCUCACAUUGUGGCCUGGCCGGGGGGACUAAUUAACCAUCUUUAGACCACUGGAGUUCUCUUAGUGGAUAACAAAGUGGGAACAAAGCUUGUGGCUUGGUCUGUGCAUAUCCACACAGCGAAUAUUUGAAAAUUGUCAACAGGAUAAGCAAUUUAAUUGUUUUUAACACGUCUUCAAAACAAUGGCGUCUUAUGUGGAUAACAGUUUUCGUCAAGCUGUGAUGAUGAAUCCGGCAGAAAGAACUCAACAGGACCUGGAGAUAGUCUACUCCUAUCUGCAUGGGAUGGAGGCCCUGUCUAACCUCAGAGAACACCAGCUGAGGAUAAUGUGUGAGACAGUGCGCUAUGAAAGACACGAUGCCAAUGAAGUGCUCUACUACCCGGACGACGUCGGAAGCUGCUGGUAUAUCCUACUGUCCGGGUCCGUCUUCAUCAAGGAGUCCAUGUUCCUGCCAAGAAGCAGUUUUGGAAAGCGUUCUGCAGGGAGCCUGAGACGUGGAUGUGAGUGCAUCGUUCUGGAACCUUCGGAGAUGAUUGUGGUGGACUAUAUGGAGGAAAAUGAGGAGUACUUCCAGAGGCAAGCAUCACACCGACAGUCCCGCCGUAGGUUCCGCAAGAUCAACCAGAAGGGCGAGCGGCAGACCAUCAUUGACACGGUGGACCCAUACCCCACCGGCAAGCCGCCAAUAGUCAGGGGAUAUCACACGGAAUGCAUUAAAGCUCAGCUCCCCGCAGACUUCAGCCGACUCCACCUGUCCGACGGCUUGCACCCACAGGUGACCCACGUGUCUUCCAGCCACUCAGGAUGUAGUAUCACCAGCGACUCUGGAAGCAGCAGCCUGUCAGACAUAUACCAGGCCACGGAAAACGAGCCGGGUGACAUGGACCUCAGCGGCCUGCCUGAGACCGCCGUCGACUCAGAGGAGGACGAUGACGAGGAGGACAUUGAGCGAGCGUCGGACCCCCUCAUGAGCCGCGACAUCGUGCGGGACUGCCUGGAGAAGGACCCCAUGGACCGCACUGAUGACGACAUAGAGCAAUUGCUGGAGUUCAUGCAUCAGCUGCCAGCGUUUGCCAACAUGACCAUGUCUGUGAGGAGGGAGCUGUGUGCCGUCAUGGUGUUUGCCGUGGUCGAGCGGGCCGGCACCAUCGUACUCAAUGACGGGGAAGAGCUGGACUCGUGGUCAGUGAUCCUGAACGGCUCAGUGGAGGUGACGUACCUUGAGGGCAGGCCUGAGAUCCUGUGUAUGGGCAACAGCUUCGGGGUCUCCCCCACCAUAGAGAAGGAGUACAUGAAGGGAGUGAUGAAGACUAAGGUGGACGACUGUCAGUUUGUGUGCAUAGCGCAGCAGGACUACUGCUGCAUCCUCAACCAGGUGGAGAAGAACAUGCAGAAGGUGGAGGAGGAGGGCGAGAUCGUCAUGGUCAAGGAGCACCGUGAGCUGGACCGCACCGGCACCCGGAAGGGACACAUCGUCAUCAAGGGCACGACGGAGCGUCUGACCAUGCACCUGGUAGAGGAGCACUCUGUGGUGGACCCCACCUACAUUGAGGACUUCCUGCUGACCUACAGGACUUUCCUCUCCAGCCCCAUGGUCGUGGGCAACAAGCUCCUCGAGUGGUUCCACGACCCAAGCCUCAGGGACAAGGUUACACGGGUAGUCUUGCUGUGGGUGAACAAUCACUUCAAUGACUUUGAAGGCGACCCCGCAAUGACUCACUUUCUUGAAGAGUUUGAGAACAAUCUGGAGAGAGAGAAAAUGUACGGCCACCUUAGACUGUUAAACAUUGCCUGCGCUGCUAAAGCCAAACUGCGUCUGGUGACUCUGACCAAGCCGUCGAGGGAGGCCCCGCUAGCCUUCACCCUGCUGGGGGGCUCCGAGAAGGGCUUCCGCAUCUUCAUCGACAGCGUGGAGCCCGGGAGCAAGGCCGCAGAGGCCGGCCUCAAACGAGGAGACCAGAUUCUGGAGGUGAACGGGCAGAACUUUGAGAAUGUCCAGCUCACCAAAGCCAAUGAGAUCCUGAGGAACAACACCCACUUGUCAAUUUCUGUGAAAACCAAUCUUUUAGUGUUCAAGGAGCUCCUAGCACGGCCAGAGCACGACCAAGAGGCAGAAGGUGAGGAGCUGCCAGAGGUGGACCGCAAGAAUGGCGCCCCGGCACACCUGCCCAAGAUCGGGGACAUCAAGAAGGGCUCGCGCUACUCCAUCCCUGACCUGGCAGUGGAUGUUGAGCAGGUGAUGGGCCUGGAGAAGGCCAGUAAGAAGGCCAAGGCCAACACGGUGGGAGGAAGGAACAAGCUCAAGAAGAUCUUUGACAAGACACUCACCAGCAUCCUGCCCCCAAAACCAUACAAUGACGUGGGUGUAGGCCAGUCGCAGGACGACAGCAUCGUGGGCCUGAAGCAGUCCAAACAGAUUCCGGCCGCGCUGCCAGUCAGCGGCAGCCUGUCGUCCAGCAACCCUGACCUGCUGCAGUCCCACCGCAUCCUGGACUUCAACAACCAGCCUGACAUGUCAGACCAGGUGCUGCGGGUGUUCAAGGCAGACCAGCAGAGUCGAUACAUCAUGAUCGGUAAGGACACCACGGCCAAAGAGGUGGUGGCCCAGGCCAUCCGGGAGUUCGCCCUGACCGCAGCGCCCGAAGCCUAUUCGCUGUGUGAGGUGUCCAUCACGCCGGAGGGUGUCAUCAAGCAACGCCGGCUCCCGGAGCAGCUGUCCAAGCUGGCUGACAGGAUACAGCUCAGUGGCAGAUACUACCUGAAGAGCAACAUGGAGACAGAGACCCUCUGUUCAGACGAGGACGCCCAGGACCUCCUUCGUGAAGGCCAGAUCUCCCUCCUCCAGCUGUCCACUGUAGAAGUAGCCACGCAGCUCUCCAUGCGCGCCUUCGAACUCUUCUGCGCCAUCGAGCCCACUGAGUACAUCGACGACCUAUUCAAGCUCAAGUCUAAGACGGGCUCGUUUUGCCUCAAGCGCUUCGAAGAGAUCAUCAACCAAGAGACUUUCUGGGUGGCAUCGGAGGUGACCCGGGAGCCCAACCAGCUCAAGCGCAUGAAGACGGUCAAGCAUUUUAUCAAGAUAGCUCUCCAUUGUAGAGAGUGCAAGAACUUCAACUCCAUGUUCUCCAUCAUUAGUGGUCUGAACCUGGCCCCAGUAUCUAGACUUCGGGGCACGUGGGAGAAGCUGCCCAGUAAGUACGAGAAGCUGUUUGGGGACCUGCAAGAACUGUUUGAUCCAUCCAGGAACAUGGCCAAGUACCGCAACGUGCUCAACAACCAGAACCUCCAGCCACCCAUCAUCCCCCUGUUCCCCGUCAUCAAGAAGGACCUCACCUUCCUGCACGAAGGCAACGACUCUAAAGUGGAUGGCCUGGUGAACUUUGAGAAGCUGCGGAUGAUCGCCAAAGAGAUCCGCCACGUGGGUAGAAUGGCCUCCGUCAACAUGGACCCAGCGCUCAUGUUCAGAACCAGGAAGAAGAAAUGGAGGAGUUUAGGUUCUCUUAGCCAGGGCAGUGCCAACGCGGCGGUGCUAGACGUCACCCAGACGGGCGGGCACAAGAAGCGGGUGAGGCGGAGCUCCUUCCUGAAUGCCAAGAAGCUGUACGAGGAUGCCCAGAUGGCCCGCAGGGUCAAGCAGUUCCUGUCCAACCUCAGCCUGGAAACCAACGAGGAGGCGCUGCAGACCCUCUCGCUGCAGUGUGAGCCCUCCAUCAACACACUGCCCAAGAAUGCUGGUGGCAGUAAGAGGCCAGACACGUCUCCGGUGGUGUCCAGGGCUGCCAGCCAGCAGAGGGGCCAGCUGCAGAAGGGAAACCAGGCCCUUCAGGUGCCCGCCGUGGCCCUCUACCCCUCCCGCAAGAAAGUACCCGUCAAGGACCUGCCACCAUUCGGCACAAGUUCCCCUCAGUCGUUGAAGAAGAUCCUGUCACUGUCGGAGGAGGCCAGCGAGCGUCACAAGCGUCAGACGGAGGACACAGUAUCCAGCACCUCCUCGCAGCUCUCCUCCCCACCCACCUCCCCACAGAGCUCGCCCAAGAAGGGGCUCAGGACACUGAAGGGCCAAAGUUUCCGGAAGGUUACCUUGACCAGUAAACAGACAGCCACAGGCUACCCCAGAACAGGAGACACCUACUCAGACUCAGGUCACAGCGAGAUCUCGUCACGCUCCAGCCUGGUCAGCAACUCCUCCUUCGACAUGGCCCAGGAGGAGAGGAGGGGUCUCAGGCACUCCGGAGGUGUUGGAGACCCCCACGCUGGAGGGGUGCGUCUGGAGAGGAGGGCUACGACAGACCCGGACCAGUACAGCCUCAGUUCCUACUCAUCCAUGCAGGACUGCCGGGGCCUGUAUACCUGUGCUACGGUUGUCUCUCCCAGCUCUGAGGAGCUGACCCAGGACCAAGGAGACCGUGUCUCCCUGGACGCCGCCGACAGUGGUCGCGGCUCCUGGACUUCGUGCUCCUCGGGCUCCCAUGACAACAUCCAGACCAUGCAGCAGGGACGCAGCUGGGAGGCCUUCGGACCUGGCGGUGUGGUCAGCGUGGGUGUCCACCCUCCCGGGGGGCCUGAAGCGUUACUAGGGGGCCCCUCUGGACUGUGGGUGUCUCAGGCUAGAGGGAGCUGGGCAUCGGCCUCUUCUUCAUCUUCCUCUGCGGCGUACUGGGGCGAGGACUCAGAGGGUGACACGGGCACGAUUAAACGGCGAGGCGGGAAGGACGUGAACGCUGACCCGGAGACGAGUAGUAUCACGUCCAUGGGGUCUGACGAGGCCAAGCAGCACGGGAGGCCAUCGCCGUCACCCAUCACCGCCGGCAAUAAGGGUCUUAUCACACGAAAGGAGAGCCGUUACCGCGAGCCCCCUCCCACCCCGCCGGGCUACACCGCCCUGACAAUCUCUGACUUCAGUGAGGGCCAGACGCAGUCGCCACCCCCGCCCACGGCCCCGUCCCACUCUGGCCGCCGCCCGCCCGACUACACCACGGCCCUGCAGCGCUCGCGCAUGGUCACCCAGUCGCCUGACUCCCAGCACCACCACCAGGUCCAACAACACCCAGGUUCCGGAACCACAAAGCGCCAUGGGCUCCACCGCACCCACUCGCCAGGCGAGGACGAAGAGCCAGAGGAGGAAGAGGAGGAGGAUGAACAGGUAUCAGCAGUCUGAGAGAGAACGGUCUUCUGCUGGAUGACUUUAAGUCGCUUCCAUGGAGCCAGAUCAAAAGACACUGACUGAUUGAUGGACAGACAAACCAAUCCAGUACGUGCCUGCCUCCUCCGUCGGACUCUCCCUCCUGAUUGGUGGACUCCUUUGUUCAUCUCCCUCCCCUGCCUUAAAGCGUUAUGGGGGGUUGAAUAACCUGCUUGAAAAAAUACUGUGAAGAAGAAGGAGAGAUGGAAAAAGAAAGACAUGCCUGGAAAAAAGAAAAAUAAGUCUAACUGUUUUGCUGGAAAAACACACGGCGAUGCGUGACAACAACGCUCACACAAACACACAGCUGUCCUGGAACAGCUUUUCAAGACUAUUAUCACCGUAUCCCAACCCCACUUCGCUUUACACACAGCAUCAUGACGUGUUGAGCUUUGUCUGCACUUUUUCUUUUUCUACUUAAUAAAACGUGAACAAACCGGACAAUGUUUUUUUUUUUUUUUUUUAAGAACAUUUGAUCAAUUUUGAACUCUUAAGGAUUUUCAAAUUCCUUCUAGUUUUUUGGGGGUAUUCUUUCCAGAACUAUUGCACUCUGGGGGUAAAAGAGACUAUACCCAAGUCUCAUAUCUCUGGACUCGGAAUAACAAAUCUGUAAAAAAUAGUGUUUUAUUCCACAAUUACAGUAUUAUCUGGUCAUUCACAUAUUAGACAUGACCUAGUGGUGUCUCCACCCCACUUCUAACUGGACAGUCACAAUGAGAUAAAUCAGUUGGGGUAACCAACAUGUCAUUUGGGAACCCAACAUGUCAUUUGGGGUAACCAUCAUGUCAUUUGGGGUAACCAUCAUGUCAUUUGGGGUAACCAUCAUGGCAUUUGGGGUAACCAUCAUGGCAUUUGGGGUAACCAUCAUGGCAUUUGGUGUGACCAACAUGCACCUUCAUAAUCUAAUGUACUGACACACUGGCAGUUUGGCUUCAGCACUUUUCAGUACAACAUUAGGUUUUAGUACAACCCUGGCCUGGAUAUCGGUGUCUUUCCGAUACGGCCACAUCUUCAGUUCUAGGUCAUAUACAGUAAUGUGCAGGUUUAAAGGUGUGGAGCGUAGCAGUGGCCAAAAUAAAGAGGCAACAGCCGAACCUACCUGGCAGGCCGGUCGGUCCCAUCUCCGAUUGUAAAACCUCUUCUAUUUUUAGUCAUAGAUAUGGCUGCCUAUAGUUGUUUAGCUAACUUAUCUAGCUAGACUAGGCUAGCUAGCUAGCCUAACCUACCUAAGUUAGCGAUUUCCCCCCCCCCCCACUGUAACACAGUAAUAUGUUAGUCAGCAAUACACAAUAUGGGUUUCAGUAGAUAAACUAAAGUUAGCUAGCUAGCUAGGUGGCUUACUUACUUAGCUAGCCACCGUAUUUGUCAUCUGCCCACUUGGUGCUGGCAUCGGCUGUAGCUGAGCUUCUAGCUAAAUCCAACUCUUUGUUUUGAAUCCUCUUCGCUGUAUUCCGGUUGAAACAGGUAUGGUUGAAUGUCACCAUGUAGCUAAAGAAAAUGCUCCAUCUUCGAAUUCGUGUUGAUGAGAGGAAUCACUUGAAGCCAUUGUAGUCUGGUCAAUUCUUUCAGUUUUGCCCAAAGGAUUGUGUUGUUAGUGUCCGUCUCCCUUUCAAAAAAGCCUGCCUUGGGGGAGGGACGGGGACAGAGCCCGAAGCACCGACCCCACACAAGUUGUAGUCUUUCGGAGACUGGAACAUUUUCAGCUUGUAUAUUUAGCAAUGAAUCCGCUAAUAGGAACAUCCAGGUUUUAACCUGGAAGGUCACCUGGUGUCUUAUAUUCAUUCUAUAUUUAGACAGUAUUGUUUUGGACAACUACAGGAUAUUUAUAUUGGCUUAGUCUUCUCCCUAAUGGGUUGUGAUGUUGAAAGAGACGCGUUUUAGUUAUGCACCCCAAAGGCAGAACAGGGCUUGAAUCCUAUACAGGUGAAUGGAGUCUCAGGUCUUUCAGUGGUGCUGCAUAGACAAACUCUUUCCCUGGGUUCUGUCAAACAUUUAAAGGGGCAAUCUGCUGCGGCUACCUCCAUUUUUGGACUUAUAAAUUAAUAAUAUAUACCUAUUGAUUCUUGAAGAAUAUAACUUAUAAAUGCCUCAGCUUAGUUCAACUGUCAAACUCCAUCAUACCCCAAAAUAGAAUCUUGUUUUACUUUAAUGUUUGUAAUUGUAAACAUACAUUGUAUAGCCUCAAAAACAUGCUUAAAACUAGCAGUCCUUGCAUCCAUAGCUCCGUCUAUGAAUUUGAGAGCCGUUACAUUUCUCCAGGCCCACCCCUCAGCUUUUUACCAAAACAGAGGUGGGGCGAACACUUUAUUGUUUCAACUAAGGAUUGCCCUUUAAGACUGAACUAGAAUACACGAGAAUGAACUAAAAUACACCUUCUCUCCAAACUUGCUGUUGGAUACAUCCCUUCCUCUUCAUUGCAAAGCCAGUUGGAGAAGUCCUCCACUGUUACAGGCAUCAAGAUCAGUGGAUGUGUAUAUGACUAGGUAAUGCUAGCGUAGAACAACCUGUUUUCCACCAUUUCUCAACAUCAUUGGAAUUGACUGAAGAAAAUUAUUUAAUAUGUUUAUUGUUUUUUGACUCCGGUGGGGAACUUACCUAGAUGAAAUAAUUAACUUUGAAGGCUGCUAAUCAGAAUUAUUAGUACUCAAAUUGUGAAAGUGUCACUUUGACUUGUUUCUUUUAUCACUGAGUUGUGCUGAUCACAUUGAUCAGUAGUUAGAAACCAUAGACUGAGAAGUAGAAAUAAACGAGUGCAGUGUUUUUCACUGUGGUCUGUCACUACACUAUAAUCAUUUGUCAGGUCUUUUGUUAAUGUUUUUUUUUUAAUGCCUGCCGAUAGAUUGUCUAAUGCGUUUGUAAUUCAGUGGUGACAUGCAUCAUCAUCAUUCACUUUCCUUCAACUCUUUAGCAGGCCAAGUCCUAUUACGAAAAACUAAACGUUGCACAACAAUGUACAAGCAUAAAGAUAAUUGUAGUGGUAGAACUGCUACUCGGUUUGAUGUGAUGUCAAUUGAGAAGUGUAUAUUUAACUGGUGAUGAUUUCUCAUACUUUCUUGUACUACUUUGACCUGUAUGUCUUUUAAAAAGACAAUUGGUGGAGUAAGUAUCGGUUGUUUUUUUGUAUUUUUAAUACAAUAUUUGUAAAUAUUGGUUAUAUUUUUGUUGAAAUGUACUGUUUAUGCCUCAACAUCCAGUUUGUAUGAAGCUGGGAAAUCAAUAAAUACUACAAAAGUUAUCAACUCAUAGGUUUAAAUGCAUUAAUUUUUUUCCUGCAUUUGGAGGUUUCUUCUUUUGAAUAUUGUUCCUUUCCAAGACCUCUCCUACAUACCAUCUAGUGUUUGCACAAGAUAAGACAUGGAAGUAGCUUGAACUGUGUAACCCUCAUACUUUUCUAAUUGACAGCAGUGUACGUCAGAAUUAAUAAAAAUAUAAGUCUCCA
This is a messenger RNA of Coregonus clupeaformis (lake whitefish), 9018 nucleotides long. Its product is annotated as rap guanine nucleotide exchange factor 2. The record is from RefSeq and is a predicted model, not a curated record. Gene Ontology annotation, molecular function: protein binding; guanyl-nucleotide exchange factor activity. Bases 579 to 5555 code for a protein of 1658 amino acids. The transcript has 32 exons. Gene Ontology annotation, biological process: small GTPase-mediated signal transduction; positive regulation of ERK1 and ERK2 cascade. Lineage: Eukaryota; Metazoa; Chordata; Actinopteri; Salmoniformes; Salmonidae.